AUAUACAUUAGAUUAUCUCGCAAAAAUAACAGUACACUUAUAUUGAACAAUGUUGUCGAGUUCUUUGACAAGACAACUUGAAAGUCACGGUUCAAAAAUUAGACCGAGUGAAUGUAGAAUAUGUUUGUUGAGGGACAAUCUACGAAAGUUAAACUUUUAAGUAUUCAGUUAUUUAGUGACAGUGUUUCAUGCUAGAAAUGGAAAAAAUAAGUAUCAAGUGAUUAAGAGCGGUUAACAUUUUUUGUAAAAGAAUUUUAAUCUCAUUCUUGAGUGGAGUGGUUAUUUUCUAUUAUUACAUAUACUUAAUGAUUGACAGUAAUAUUAUUUUUUAACAUUACCUCUAAGCGGAAAGUAGAAAAGAAGCUACAAGCUUUUUCAUAACAAAAUCAUAAUGCAUUCCAUAGUUCUAAAUUUUGAUCCUCCCUACCGCUUAAGAAUGUUUCGCUAGAAAUUCAUUCGAAAGCUGCUAGAUAUAAAAAGUUGCAUUAUUAAGAUUAACUAAAAAAUAGGCUAGUCAUUAAAAUGGCUUCAAGUGAAAAUAGCGUACAUUUGGACGAUGUAUUGAAAACAUUUGGUCCAUUCAAUCGAUAUAACGUUAGGGCUAUUUUAUUACUUAGUUUUGUGUUUUUCAACAACAAUAUGCAUUGUAUUAACUACAUUAUCGUUGCUGAGGAGACGCCAUACAGAUGCAAAAUAGACACUUGCGAGUCCCAAACCAAAGUUUUCCAGCCGCCGUGGUACAAUUUCACAGUUCCACAAGAUUCCAGAGGUUGUAAUCGGUACAGCUCAGUUAGCGAGGAAUGUUCGGAGUCCAGCUUCAAUGCAUCACAUGUAGAAACUUGCGAUGAAUGGGUUUACAAGAGGGAUGACAGUUUUGUUGCUGAGUUUAAUUUGGGAUGUCAAGAUUGGAAGCGAACCUUGGUCGGAACGAUUCACAGCAUUGGGUUGAUGAGUGGUCUCUUCUUCCAAGGACAACUAUCUGACAAGAUCGGCCGAAAAGCAGCGAUCAUGAUAGCGGGUGUAUCAGCCUCGGUGUUCGGCGUAGGCAAGAGCUACGCCAAUUCAUAUUCAGCCUUUGUAAUACUAGAGUGGUUUGAAGCUACGUUCGGUGAUAACUGCUUGCCAGCAUAUAUACUGGGAGUGGAACUGAUGCAUGGCGACUACAGACUUCAUCAGCAAAUAUUUUUUUGCGGCGUCGCUGCCCUGGGCGGUGUCGCGUUCGCCAUCGCAGCUUAUUUAGUUCCUUACUGGAGACACUUCGCCCGGGUGAUUUAUGCACCGUCUCUCCUUUUCAUAUUAUACUACUUUAUCUUGGACGAGAGCGUGCGAUGGUUGCUGAGCAAAGGAAAAAGAGAAGACGCAACGACGUUGUUAUUAAAAAUGGCUAAAGUAAACAAAAUUGCAUUAGAUGAAAAAAUGCUCGUCAAUAUAAAAUGUGAAGAUAACGCGGCCGAAAGUUCCCCCUUGAGGGAGACAUUCCGAUCUAAGAUAGUCAUUAAAAGAUUUUUAAUAUGCUUGGUAUGGUGGACGUCUUGUACGUUUAUUGCUUUUGGUUUGAUUGUAAAUGUUGGAUAUCUGGCUGGCAACAAGUAUUUGAAUCUUGGAAUCAUGUCGUUGACUGAUAUUCCGGCGAGUAUAACCAUGGUAUUCGUUUUGAAACGCUUCAAAAGGAAAAAACCUCUUUUUACAUCCUUUAUGUCGGCUGGGUUGAUGUGUCUUAUUCAGCCGUUUGUUCCUAAAGAAUACGUAUGGAUGUCAACCGGACUAUACUUCGUUGGCAGAUUUAUAACCACGUUCACGUUCGCCACAGUGUAUAUUUACACGUCGGAGCUAUUUCCAACAUAUUCCAGGAAUUCUAUGCACGCUUUAUGCUCCUCAAUCGGGAGGAUCGGAUCUAUUUUAGCUCCGAUGACGCCGUUAUUGACUCGGUACAUGGAUAGUCUACCAACAUUGCUCUUCGGCACUAUCUCCAUAGUAGCUGGUCUAACGACCAUGCUGGUGCCAGACCCGGCCAGCGAACCGCUGCCUGACAACGUACGGCAAGCUGAGAGUAUUGGCACCUAUCAGUUGAGGACCAUGCCUGACAAGAAAACUGAAGGGAAUAGUAAAACAUAGGAAUUGGACUUUCAGAAUAUUCUAAUGGAUCCGGUGGAUAUUUCUGUCACAAUUGUUAUUGAAAAAAUCUAUAUAGCAUAUUUAGGUCUGUCUGUUCUCCCCGUUCUUACUUGACGUUAAAUCAACUUAGAAGCGACCUGCUAAACAAAUUAAAAGCGGGCUAUAAAAACAACAAUUUUUCUGAAUAAUCCGAGAAGAGGAAAUCAAAUAGAAAAGGUUAUUGACAAAUCCCAAAACAUCAGCAAACUGAAGUGGCAGUGGUUAGAUCAUGCUUGUCGUAGGGGAAUCCUUAUGUCGUCGAUAUUCCAUCUACUCGCACGACACGUUUUGCGUC
This is a messenger RNA of Maniola jurtina (meadow brown), 2449 nucleotides long. Its product is annotated as organic cation transporter protein-like. Lineage: Eukaryota; Metazoa; Arthropoda; Insecta; Lepidoptera; Nymphalidae. Gene Ontology annotation, cellular component: membrane. The transcript has 7 exons. Gene Ontology annotation, molecular function: transmembrane transporter activity. The record is from RefSeq and is a predicted model, not a curated record. Gene Ontology annotation, biological process: transmembrane transport. The coding region runs from base 523 to 2115 and encodes 530 amino acids.